UUGACCUUCUGUAAAAAAGAAUUAUCUACGUUCAUAUAAUAGUGUAAACUUUAGACAGAUCGUUCGGGGACUAAUCAAGCAGACCGGAUUACCACGUGACAUCAAUUAUAAGGGUCAACAAAGUUGGAGUGAUGUGCUCAAUCAGCCAACCCAGUUCCUCUCAUGACAAGAAAUUAAAAGACGGUACUGGAACCAAGGAUGUUGAAAUUGACGAAAACCAGAAUGAAGCGCAAGCUAUAGAUUUAAAUUUGAAAGCGAAACAAGAUGACAUCAACUAUGUUUAUUAUUCAGAGAAUAUGCUGUCUCCAUUUCAAAAAGAAAAGUUGGAAUUUUACUUCAGAUUUUUCGAUACAAAGGGAAACAACUUUCUGGAAUAUAAUAAUAUCGGUGAAUUUGGAGAGAAAAUAUUCAAAUUUACGAAAUGGUCACCAACAUCAACUGCAGCUCAGGAAUUUGGAGAAGUUCAUGAGACAUUCUACGAAGUAUUAAAAGAAAAAGCUGGGGAAUAUUAUGAUGAUAAGGUAACCUUGUCAGAAUGGCUGGCGUUAUGGGAAGCCAUCAUACCAGGUUGUAUGAGCAUGAUGAACUGUCCAAUAUGGCUCCGACUACUCCCACGAUCUCUCUUCAGAAUCAUUGACAGAAAAGAAGAUAAUGUAAUUGAUGAAGAAGAAUUGCGUGAUUUCUACAUAGAACUUGUCAAUUUACAACCAGAAGAUGCCAAGAAAAUAGCGAAGAAAGGUUAUGAAGAAAUGACAGAUUAUGGACGAUAUCCAUUAAACUUAGAAGGAUAUGAACAGAUCUUUUCCAAUUUCUUGUUCGGGAGAACACCCUACGGACCAGGAAGAUAUAUAUUUGGUUGUUUUGAACAUAGAGUGGAGAGCACUAAAUUCAAGCUUAUCCAAAAUGCACCAGACAUUGAGGAAAAGGCUAAACAAAGACAAGACAGUGGUAGGGCAGGGAUGGGACAUACAGGGACAAGACGACCAAGCUUGACCAAGAAAAAAUCUCAAAAAUAAUAUUAGAAUAAUUAUGUAAAUGUAUGGUUUCAGGGUUAUAAAGAAAUGUUAUGAUAAUUUUGAGAGACCCUGGCGUAAGGGCCAACAUGUUAUAUUUUUACAGCAUAUCUCAAUUGAUGAUGUUGUUUAAUGAAACCUGUAAUACUUGAACCAGGUUAGCAAUGCAGAUUACAUUAUAAGAAAUAUUAUAGAAAAAAAAAAUUACCCACAUGCAUGUAAUAUAUUUUAUUGAUAUAGUGGUUUUCUGCUAGAAAAUAAACAAUUGGCCAAAUCGUGUAAGUUGUAAUAAGAUCAGACAAAAACAAAUAUAUCCAGUAAUGCACUGAAACAAACACUUACCCUCUGUUUUACACAUAGACAUUGCACAUGACAUAUUUCAUUGUAAGAUGUGUUUUAUUUUGUAUACAAGUCCUUUAUAUUUCUCAGACCUCAUUUUGUAUUUGUUUUCAAGUUAAUAUGGAAGAGUUGUGAUCUUUAAUUGUUUAAAAUAUCAUGCCUCAGUAGUUUUAUAUGCACACGUUGAAUGGAGCUGUAAUUUGAUAAUAAAAGUUAGAAAUUAUUUUUUACAAGCAGUAUAUAUAUACCAUUGAAAUUUCAUGCAAAUCAAUAAUUAUGGAUAAAAGAAAGUCAUCAAUAUAUAUUUAGUAUAUUUAAGUUUCAUUGCAAGCAAUUUGAAUAAGAUGAUGAAUUUUCAAUGAUAUAUUUUUACUGCUUUUGACCUGCACUAGAUAUCUAUCUACAUUUUGAAGGAUAUAUUGUGAGAUAAUGCAUUUAAUGAUCACACAUUUAAUUAAGAUUGUAUUGUACUGUUACCAUAGUUUCCCUUUUUUCAUUAAAAAAAAUCAAAAUGUGGAGAUUUGAAUUUCAAAAAUAUAUGUGAUUGCCAUAUAUAGUAAAAAGCAACACUUGUUAUAUAAAAAUAAUAAUUUUUAGAAGAAAGGGUUAACAGUUUUACACUACCUCAAGGAACUAAUCUCUUGUGAUGCAGUACAUAGGAAUAGUACCUGAAAAUUUCUAUAUUGUUCUCAGACUGCAUCUCUACACAUAUUUCGAGUUCUGUAGUAUUGCACUGAGUAACCUUUUGUUUUUGCUUACAGACCUAUAAUAACUUUUCCAAAACCAUUUCUUUUGAUCAAUAAAGGUAUUUAUUUUCUAUCAUGACACUACAAAUUAUGCGGAAAUUUGUUAUUUCAAAUGCAACAGAACUCGAGAUUGUUGUAUUUUUUUAAGUAUCAUUUAAAAACUUUUUCAAUAUAUUUGUGUUUGUUUUUGUUAUAUAUCUAUAUUAAUUUGUAUAUGCAUAUAAACGUUACAUUAUAUUAUUUUGUUCAUUAGCCUUUCUUAAGAUUUAGUUUUCAAAGUCAAUUUCAAAACUGUAAUACAAAGCAGGUUAUCCUCUUGUCAUGGGAAUAUUUUUAACAUGCAAAAAAAGAAUGCAAGGGGAUAUUUAUUUUUAGAGGUAAUUUCCAAAUGUUCGUAGAUUAAGAAUUUGCAAGCUUGCUCUGUUUGUAUAAAUGUUUGCAAUUAAGAUUGACAUCUGCAAACAAUAUAAAAAGGCCGAGUCAAACCUAUACAGAUCAGUUAACAUUAUAUUCAGAUUUGAAUUGACAUUAUUGAAUAACUAAAUUUAAAACUAUCAACAGGUUUAACUCCGCCUACGGACUUUGUUUGUAGAAGUCAGUCUAAGUUAAAAUGCUUGAGCAAACGUCUGUACAAACACAAACAAACAAAGCAAGCAAGCCAACCAAAAUCCUAAUCUACAAGCAUAAAGAAAUUAGCUCUAACAAAAAAUACUUUAUUUCUUUAUAUAAUUCAGUUUGUUUGCAAGUAUAUUUGAAUCAAAAUAUGUUACAAAGUGAAUACAUAUACCGUUGAAAGAUGGAAUCGGAAUAUGAGUUUUGGGAAAGGACCACUCAUUUGGUUUAGCAUUUAUAUUCGUUUUGUUUUGACAAAUCAGCAUUUGUGUCUGUUAUACAUUUAUUAAAACUUGUUACUUGUCA
Messenger RNA from Mytilus trossulus (common blue mussel), 3016 nucleotides. Its product is annotated as sarcoplasmic calcium-binding proteins I, III, and IV-like. The transcript is spliced from 8 exons. NCBI's taxonomy places the organism in Eukaryota, Metazoa, Mollusca, Bivalvia, Mytilida, Mytilidae. Gene Ontology annotation, molecular function: calcium ion binding. Bases 132 to 1016 code for a protein of 294 amino acids. The record is from RefSeq and is a predicted model, not a curated record.